This is a messenger RNA of Closterium sp. NIES-65, 15846 nucleotides long. The record is from the annotation of a GenBank genome assembly. NCBI's taxonomy places the organism in Eukaryota, Viridiplantae, Streptophyta, Zygnematophyceae, Desmidiales, Closteriaceae.
AUGGAUGUGGACAUGGACGUGGACAUGGAUGUGGACAUGGACGUGGACGUGGACAUGGACGUGGACAUGGACGUGGACAUGGACAUGGACGUGGACAUGGACGUGGACAUGGACGUGGACAUGGACAUGGACGUGGACAUGGACGUGGACAUGGACGUGGACGUGGACAUAGAGGUGGUCGUGGUCGUGGAUGUGGACAUGGUCGUGGACGUGGACAUGGACGUCGACAUGGGCGUGGACGUGGACAUGGACGUGGACAUGGUCGUGGACAUGGACAUGGACGUGGACGUGAACGUGGACAUGGACGUGGACAUGGACGUGGACAUGGACGUGGACAUGGACAUGGACGUGGACAUGGACGUGGACGUGAACAUGGACGUAAACGUGGACAUGGACGUGGACAUGGACGUGGACAUGGACGUGGACAUGGACGUUGACAUGGACGUGGACGUGGACGUGGACGUGGACAUGGACGUGGACAUGGACGUGGACAUGGACGUGGACAUGGACGUGGACAUGGACGUGGACAUGGACGUGGACAUGGACGUGGACAUGGACGUGGACAUGGACGUGGACGUGGACGUGGACAUGGACGUGGAUGUGGACAUGGACAUGGACAUGGACGUGGACGUGGACGUGGACAUGGACGUGGACGUGGACGUGGACAUGGACAUGGACGUGGACAUGGACGUGGACAUGGACGUGGACAUGGACAUGGACGUGGACAUGGACGUGGACGUGGACGUGGACAUAGAGGUGGUCGUGGUCGUGGUCGUGGACGUGGACAUGGUCGUGGACGUGGACAUGGACGUGGACAUGGUCGUGGACGUGGACAUGGACGUGGACAUGGUCGUGGACAUGGACGUGGACGUGGACGUGAACGUGGACAUGGACGUGGACAUGGACGUAGACAUGGACGUGGACGUGGACAUGGACGUGGACAUGGACGUGGAUGUGGACGUGGACGUGAACGUGGACGUGGACGUGGACGAGGACUUGGACGUGGACAUAUACGUGGACAUGGACGUGGACAUGGACGUGGACAUGGACAUGGACGUGGACAUGGACGUGGACAUGGACGUGGACAUGGACGUGGACAUGGACGUGGAUGUGGACGUGGACGUGAACGUGGACGUGGACAUGGUUGUGGACGUGGACGUGGAUGUGGACAUGGUUGUGGACGUGGACGUAGACGUGGACGUGGACGUGGACAUGGACGUGGACGUGGACAUGGUCGUGGACGUGGACGUGGACUUGGACGUGGACGUGGACGUGGACGUGGACAUGGACAUGGACGUGGACGUGGACGUGGACAUGGACGUGGACGUGGACGUGGACGUGGACGUGGACGUGGACAUGGUCAUGGACGUGGACGUGGACGUGGACAUGGACGUGGACGUGGACGUGGACAUGGACGUGGACGUGGAUGUUGACGUGGACAUGGACGUGGACAUGGUCGUGGACGUGGACGUGGACGUGGACAUGGACGUGGACGUGGACAUGGACGUGGACAUGGACGUGGACGUGGACGUGGACAUGGACGUGGACGUGGACGUGGACGUGGACAUGGACAUGGACGUGGACGUGGACAUGGACGUGGACAUGGACGUGGACGUGGACGUGGACAUGGACGUGGACGUGGACAUGGACGUGGACAUGGACAUGGACGUGGACAUGGACGUGGACAUGGACAUGGACGUGGACGUGGACGUGGACGUGGACAUGGACGUGGACGUGGACGUGGAUGUGGACAUGGUUGUGGACGUGGACGUAGACGUGGACGUGGACAUGGACGUGGACGUGGACAUGGUCGUGGACGUGGACGUGGACGUGGACUUGGACGUGGACGUGGACGUGGACGUGGACAUGGACAUGGAUGUCGACGUGGACGUGGACAUGGACGUGGACGUGGACGUGGACGUGGACGUGGACAUGGUCAUGGACGUGGACGUGGACGUGGACAUGGACGUGGACGUGGACGUGGACAUGGACGUGGACGUGGAUGUUGACGUGGACAUGGACGUGGACAUGGUCGUGGACGUGGACGUGGACGUGGACAUGGACGUGGACGUGGACAUGGACGUGGACAUGGACGUGGACGUGGACGUGGACAUGGACGUGGACGUGGACGUGGACAUGGACAUGGACGUGGACGUGGACAUGGACGUGGACAUGGACGUGGACGUGGACGUGGACAUGGACGUGGACAUGGACAUGGACGUGGACGUGGACGUGGACAUGGUCGUGGACAUGGACGUGGUCGUGGACGUGGACAUGGACGUGGACAUGGACGUGGACAUGGACGUGGACAUGGACAUGGACGUGGACGUGGACGUGGACGUGGACAUGGACGUGGACGUGGACGUGGAUGUGGACAUGGUUGUGGACGUGGACGUAGACGUGGACGUGGACAUGGACGUGGACGUGGACAUGGUCGUGGACGUGGACGUGGACGUGGACUUGGACGUGGACGUGGACGUGGACGUGGACAUGGACAUGGAUGUCGACGUGGACGUGGACAUGGACGUGGACGUGGACGUGGACGUGGACGUGGACAUGGUCAUGGACGUGGACGUGGACGUGGACAUGGACGUGGACGUGGACGUGGACAUGGACGUGGACGUGGAUGUUGACGUGGACAUGGACGUGGACAUGGUCGUGGACGUGGACGUGGACGUGGACAUGGACGUGGACGUGGACAUGGACGUGGACAUGGACGUGGACGUGGACGUGGACAUGGACGUGGACGUGGACGUGGACAUGGACAUGGACGUGGACGUGGACAUGGACGUGGACAUGGACGUGGACGUGGACGUGGACAUGGACGUGGACGUGGACAUGGACGUGGACAUGGACGUGGACAUGGACGUGGACAUGGACGUGGACAUGGACAUGGACGUGGACGUGGACGUGGACGUGGACAUGGACGUGGACAUGGACAUGGACAUGGACGUGGACGUGGACGGCGACGUGGACAUGGUCGUGGACGUGGACAUGGACGUGGACAUGGUCGUGGACGUGGACAUGGACGUGGACAUGGUCGUGGACGUGGACGUGGACGUGGACCUGGACGUGGACAUGGACGUGGACAUGGACGUGGACGUGGACGUGGACAUGGACGUGGACGUGGACAUGGAUGUCGAUAUGGACGUGGACGUGGACGUGGACAUGGACGUGGACGUGGACGUGGACCUGGACGUGGACGUGGACGUGGACAUGGACGUGGACAUGGACGUGGACGUGGACGUGGACAUGGACGUCGACGUGGACGUGGACAUGGACGUGGACGUGGACGUGGACGUGGACGUGGAGGACUUGGACGUAAACAUGGACGUGGACGUGGACAUGGACGUGGACGUGGACAUGGACGUGGACGUGGACGUGGACGUGGACGUGGACAUGGACGUGGACGUGGACAUGGACGUGGACGUGGACGUGGACAUGGACGUGGACAUGGACGUGGACAUGGACGUGGACAUGGACAUGGACGUGGACAUGGACGUGGACAUGGACGUGGACAUGGUCGUGGACGUGGACGUGGACGUGAACGUGGACGUGGACAUGGUUGUGGACAUGGACGUGGACGUGGACAUGGUUCUGGACGUGGAUGUAGACGUGGACGUGGACGUGGACAUGGACGUGGACGUGGACAUGGUCGUGGACGUGGACGUGGACGUGGACAUGGACGUGGACAUGGACGUGGACGUGGACGUGGACGUGGACGUGGACAUGGACGUGGACGUGGACAUGGACGUGGACGUGGACGUGGACGUGGACAUGGACGUGGACGUGGACAUGGACGUGGACGUGGACGUGGACGUGGACAUGGACGUGGACGUGGACGUGGACGUGGACAUGGAUGUGGACGUGGACGUGGACGUGGUCGUGGACGUGGACGUGGACAUGGACGUGGACAUGGACGUGGACGUGGACGUGGACGUGGACAUGGACGUGGACAUGGACGUGGACGUGGACGUGGACGUGGACGUGGACGUGGACGUGGUCGUGGAUGUGGACGUGGACAUGGACGUGGUCUUGGACGUGGUCGUGGACGGUGACAUGGACGUGGACAUGGACGUGGACGUGGACGUGGACGUGGACGUGGACAUGGACGUGGACGUGGACGUGGACGUGGACGUGGACAUGGACGUGGACGUGGACGUGCACGUGGACGUGGACGUGGACGUGGACGUGCACGUGCACGUGGACGUGGACGUGGACAUGGACGUGGACGUGGACGUGGACGUGGACGUGGACGUGAACGUGGACGUGGACGUGGACAUGGACGUGGACGUGGACGUGGACGUGGACGUGGACGUUGACGUGGACGUGGAUGUGGACGUGGACGUGGACAUGGACGUGGACGUGGACGUGGACAUGGACGUGGACGUGGACUUGGACGUAGACGUGGACAUGGACUUGGACGUGGACGUGGACCUGGACGUGGACAUUGACGUGGACGUGGACAUGGACGUGGACGUGAACGUGGACGUGGACGUGGACGUGGACUUGGACGUGGACAUGGACGUGGACAUGGACGUGGACGUGGACGUGGACAUGGACGUGGACGUGGACGUGGACAUGGACGUGGAUAUGGACGUGGACGUGGACAUGGACGUGGACGUGGACGUGGACGUAGACGUGGAGGUGGACAUGGACGUGGACGAGGACAUGGACGUGGACGUGGACGUGGACGUGGACAUGGACGUGGACAUGGACGUGGACGUGGACGUGGACGUGGACGUGGACAUGGACGUGGACAUGGACGUGGACGUGGACGUGGACGUGGACAUGGACGUGGACGUGGACGUCGAUGUGGACGUGGACGUGGACGUGGACGGGUACGUCGAUGUGGACGUGGACGUGGACGUGGACGUGGACGAGGACUUGGACGUGGACAUGGACGUGGACGUGGACGUGGACGUGGACGAGGACUUGGACGUGGACGUGGACGUGGAGAUGGACGUGGACGUGGACCUGGACCUGGACGUGGACAUGGACGUGGACGUGGACCUGGACGUGGACGUGGACGUGGACGUGGACAUGGACGUGGACGUGGACAUGGACAUGGACGUGGACAUGGACGUGGACAUGGACGUGUACGUGGACAUGGACGUGGACAUGGACGUGGACGUGGACAUGGACAUGGACGUGGACGUGGACGUGGACAUGGACGUGGACCUGGACGUGGACAUGGACGUGGACGUGGAGGACUUGGACCUGAACAUGGACGUUGACGUGGACGUGGACGUGGACGUGGACAUGGUCGUGGACGUGGACGUGGACGUGGACGUGGAGGUGGACAUGGAUGUGGACGUGGACGUGGACUUGGACAUAGACAUGGACGUGGACGUGGACAUGGACGUGGACGUGGACAUGGAUGUGGACGUGGACGUGGACACGGACGUAGACGUGGACGUGGACGUGGACGUGGACGUGGACAUGGACGUGGACAUGGACGUGGACGUGGACGUGGACGUGGACAUGGACGUGGACGUGGACGUGGACGUGGAGACGUGGACGACUUGGACGUGGACAUGGACGUGGACGGGACACGUGGACGUGGACGUGGACGUGGACGUGGACAUGGAUGUGGACGUGGACGUGAACGUGGACGUGGGCGUCGACAUGGACGUGGACGUGGACGUGGACAUGGACGUGGACAUGGACGUGGUCGUGGACGUGGACAUGGACGUGGUCGUGGACGUGAACGUGGACGUGAACGUGGACGUGGACGUGGACGUGGACUUGGACGUGGACGUGGACGUAGACGUGGACGUGGACGUGGACGUGGACGUGGACGUGGACGUAGACGUGGACGUGGACGUGGACGUGGACGUGGACGUCGACAUGGACGUGGACGUGGACGUGGACGUGGACGUCGACAUGGACGUGGACGUGGACGUGGACGUGGACGUGGACAUGGACGUGGACGUGGACGUGGAGGUGGACGUGGACAUGGUCGUGGACGUGGACGUGGACGUGGACGUGGACGUGGAGAUGGUCGUGGACGUGGACGUGGACAUAGACAUGGACAUGGACGUGGUCGUGAACGUGGACGUGGACAUGGACGUGGACGUGGACGUGGACGUGGACGUGAACGUGGACGUGGACGUCGACGUGGACGUGAACGUGGACGUGGACGUGGACGUGGACGUCGACAUGGACGUGGACGUGGACGUGGACAUUGUCGACAUGGACGUGGACGUGGACGUGGACGUGGACGUCGACAUCGACGUGGACGUGGACGUGGAUGUGGACGACUUGGACGUGGACAUGGACGUGGACGUGGACAUGGACGUGGACUUGGACGUGGACGUGGACGUGGACGUGGACCUGGUCGUGGACGUGGACGUGGACGUGGACCUGGACGUGGACGUGGACGUGGACGUGGACUUGGACUUGGACGUGGACGUGGACGUGGUCGUGGACAUGGACGUGGACGUGGACGUGGACGUGGACAUGGACGUGGACGUGGACAUGGUCGUGGACGUGGAGGUGGACGUGGACAUGGUCGUGGACGUGGACGUGGAGGACUUGGACAUGGACUUGGACGUGGACGUGGACAUGGACGUGGACGUGGACGUGGACGAGGACGUGGACGUGGACAUGGACGUGGACGUGGACGUGGACGUGGACAUGGUCGUGGACGUGGACGUGGACGUGGACGUGGACAUGGACAUGGACGUGGACGUGGACAUGGACGUGGACGUGGACGUGGAUGUGGACAUGGACGUGGACGUGGACGUGGACGUGGACAUGGACGGGGACGUGGACGUGGACGUGGACAUGGUCGCGGACGUGGACGUGGACGUGGAAAUGGACCUGGACGUGGACGUGGACGUGGACAUGGACGUGGACGUGGACGUGGACUUGGACUUGGAAGUGGACGUGGACGUGGACAUGGUCGUGGACAUGGACGUGGACGUGGACGUGGACAUGGACAUGGACGUGGACGAGGAUGUGGACAUGGUUCUGGACGUGGAUGUGGACGUGGACAUGGUCGUGGACUUGGACGUGGAGGACUUGGACGUCGACAUGGACCUGGACGUGGACAUGGAUGUGGACUUGGACGUGGACGUGGACGUGGACGUGGACGUGGACAUGGACGUGGACGUGGACGUGGACGUGGACGUGGACGUGGACAUGGUCGUGGACGUGGACGUGGAGGACUUGGACGUGGACAUGGACAUGGACGUGGACGUGGACGUGGACGUGGACAUGGACGUGGACGUGGACAUGGACCUGGACGUGGACGUGGACGUGGACGUGGACAUGGACGUGAACGUGGACAUGGACGUGGACCUGGACGUGGACGUGGACGUGGACGUGGACCUGGACGUGGACAUGGACGUGGACAUGAACGUGGACGUGGACGUGGACGUGAACGUGGACGUGAACGUGGACGUGGACGUGGACGUGAACGUGGACGUGAACGUGGACGUGGACGUGGACGUCGACGUGGACGUCGACAUGGACGUCGACAUGGACGUGGACGUGGACGUGGACGUGGACGUGGACGUAGACAUGGACGUGGACGUGGACGUGGAUGUGGACGUCGACAUGGACGUGGACGUGGACGUGGACGUGGACAUGGACGUGGACGUGGACGUGGAGGUGGACGUGGACAUGGUCGUGGACGUGGACGUGGACGUGGACGUGGAGAUGGUCGUGGACGUGGACGUGGACAUAGACAUGGACAUGGACGUGGUCGUGGACGUGGACGUGGACAUGGACAUGGACGUGGACGUGGACGUGAACGUGGACGUCGACGUGGACGUGGACGUGGACGUGGACGUGGACAUGGACGUGGACGUGGACGUGGACGUGGACGUCGACGUCGACGUCGACGUCGACGUGGACGUGGACGUGGACGUGGACGUGGACGUGGAGGUGGACGUGGACGUGGACGUGGAGGUGGACGUGGACGUGGACGUGGACAUGGACGUGGACAUGGACGUGGACGUGGACGUGGACGUGGAGAUGGUCGUCGACGUGGACGUGGACAUGGACAUGGACAUGGACGUGGUCGUGGACGUGGACGUGGAUGUGGACAUGGAUGUGGACAUGGACGUGGACGUGGACGUGGACGUAGACGUGGACGUGGACGUCGACGUCGACAUGGACGUGAACGUGGACGUGAACGUGGACGUGAACGUGGACGUGGACGUGGACGUGGACGUGGACGUGGACGUGGACAUGGACGUGGACGUGGACAUGGACGUGGACGUGGAUGUGGACAUGGACGUGGACGUGGACGUGGACGUGGACGUUGUGGAGAUUAACUCUACAACGGGCGAGGCCAACACUCCAUUCUCGUUAACAGACGUGGACGUGGACGUGAACGUGGACGUGGACGUGGACGUCGACAUGGACGAGGACGUGGACGUGGACGUGGACGUGGACAUGGAUCUGGACGUGCACGUGGACGUGGACGUGGACGUGAACGUGGACGUGGACGUCGACAUGGACGUGGACGAGGACGUGGACGUGAACAUGGACGUGCACGUGGACGUGGACGUGGACGUAAACAUGGACGUGGACGUGAACGUGGACGUGGACGUCGACAUGGACACGGACGUAGACGUGGACGUGGACAUGGACGUGGACGUGUACUUGGAGGUGGACGUGGACAUGGUCGUGGACGUGGACAUGGACGUGGACGUGGACGUGGAGAUGGUCGUGGACGUGGACGUGGACAUGGACAUGGACGUGGUCGUGGACGUGGACGUGGACGUGGACAUGGUCGUGGACGUGGACGUGGACGUGGACAUGAACGUGGAGAUGGUCAUGGACGUGGACGUGGACAUAGACAUCGACAUGGACGUGGUCGUGGACGUGGACGUGGACGUGGACAUGGACGUGGACGUGGACGUGGACGUGGACGUGAACGUGGACGUGGACGUCGACAUGGACGUGGACGUGGACGUGGACGUGGACGUGAACGUGGACGUGGACGUUGACAACGACGUCGACGUCGACGUCGACGUGGACGUGGACGUGGACGUCGACAUGGACGUGGACGUGGACGUGGACGUGGACAUGGAUGUGGACGUGGACAUGGACGUGGACGUGGACAUGGUCCUGGACGUGGACGAGGACGUGGACGUGGAGAUGGUCGUGGACGUGGACGUGGACGUGGACAUGGUCGUGGACGUGGACGUGGAGGACAUGGACGUGGACGUGGACGUGGACAUGGACGUGGAUGUGGAUGUGGACGUGGACGUGGACAUGGACGUGGACGUGGACGUGGACGUGGACGUGGACGUGGACAUGGACGUGGACGUGGACGUGGACGUGGACAUGGUCGUGGACGAGGACGUGGACGUGGACCUGGACCUGGACGUGGACGUGGACCUGGACCUGGACGUGGACCUGGACAUGGUCGUGGACGUGGACAUGGUCGUGGACGUGGACGUGGAGAUGGUCGUGGACGUGGACGUGGACGUGGAGGACUUGGACGUGGACGUGGACGUGGAGGACUUGGACGUGGACGUGGACGUGGACGUGGACAUGGACGUGGACGUGGACGUGGACAUGGACGUGGACAUGGACGUGGACGUGGACGUGGACAUGGACGUGGACGUGGACGUGGACAUGGACGUGGACAUGGACGUGGACAUGGACGUGGACAUGGACGUGGACGUCGACAUGGACGUGAACGUGGACGUGGACGUGGACGUGAACGUGGACGUGGACGUGGACGUGGACGUGGACGUGGACGUGGACGUGGACAUGGACGUGGACGUGGACGUGGACGUGGACGUGGACGUAGACAUGGACGUGGACGUGGACGUGGACGUCGACAUGGACGUGGACGUGGACGUGGACGUGGACAUGGACGUGGACGUGGACGUGGAGGUGGACGUGGACAUGGUCGUGGACGUGGACGUGGACGUGGACGUGGAGAUGGUCGUGGACGUGGACGUGGACAUAGACAUGGACAUGGACGUGGUCGUGGACGUGGACGUGGACAUGGACAUGGACGUGGACGUGGACGUGGACGUGAACGUGGACGUGGACGUCGACGUGGACGUGGACGUGGACGUGGACGUGGACGUGGACAUGGACGUGGACGUGGACGUGGACGUGGAUGUCGACGUGGACGUCGACGUCGACGUCGACGUGGACGUGGACGUGGACGUGGAGGUGGAGGUGGACGUGGACGUGGAGGUGGACGUGGACGUGGACGUGGACAUGGACGUGGACAUGGACGUGGACGUGGACGUGGACGUGGAGAUGGUCGUGGACGUGGACGUGGACAUGGACAUGGACAUGGACGUGGUCGUGGACGUGGACGUGGAUGUGGACAUGGAUGUGGACAUGGACGUGGACGUGGACGUGGACGUGGACGUGGACGUCGACAUGGACGUGAACGUGGACGUGAACGUGGACGUGAACGUGGACGUGGACGUGGACGUGGACGUGGACGUGGACAUGGACGUGGACGUGGACGUGGACGUGGACGUGGACGUGGAUGUGGACAUGGACGUGGACGUGGACGUGGACGUGGACGUUGUGGAGAUUAACUCUACAACGGGCGAGGCCAACACUCCAUUCCCGUUAACAGACGUGGACGUGGACGUGAACAUGGACGUGGACGUGGACGUCGACAUGGACGAGGACGUGGACGUCGACGUGGACGUGGACGUGGACAUGGACCUGGACGUGGACGUGGACGUGGACGUGGACGUGUACGUGGACGUGGACGUCGACAUGGACGUGGACGAGGACGUGGACGAGAACAUAGACGUGGACGUGGACGUGGACGUAAACAUGGACGUGGACGUGAACGUGGACGUGGACGUCGACAUGGACACGGACGUGGACGUGGACGUGGACAUGGACGUGGACGUGUACUUGGAGGUGGACGUGGACAUGGUCGUGGACGUGGACAUGGACGUGGACGUGGACGUGGAGAUGGUCGUGGACGUGGACGUGGACAUGGACAUGGACGUGGUCGUGGACGUGGACGUGGACGUGGACAUGGACAUGGUCGUGGACGUGGACGUGGACGUGGACAUGAACGUGGAGAUGGUCAUGGACGUGGACGUGGACAUGGACAUCGACAUGGACGUGGUCGAGGACGUGGACGUGGACGCGGACAUGGACGUGGACGUGGACAUGGACGUGGACGUGGACGUGAACGUGGACGUGGACGUCGACAUGGACGUGGACGUGGACGUGGACGUGGACGUGAACGUGGACGUGGACGUGGACAACGACGUCGACGUCGACGUCGACGUGGACGUGGACGUCGACAUGGACGUGGACGUGGACGUGGACGUGGACAUGGAUGUGGACGUGGACAUGGACGUGGACGUGGACAUGGUCGUGGACGUGGACGAGGACGUGGACGUGGAGAUGGUCGUGGACGUGGACGUGGACGUGGACAUGGUCGUGGACGUGGACGUGGAGGACAUGGACGUGGACGUGGAUGUGGACAUGGACGUGGAUGUGGAUGUGGACGUGGACGUGGACAUGGACGUGGACGUGGACGUGGACGUGGACGUGGACAUGGACGUGGACGUGGACGUGGACGUGGACAUGGUCGUGGACGAGGACGUGGACGUGGACCUGGACCUGGACGUGGACGUGGACCUGGACCUGGACGUGGACCUGGACAUGGUCGUGGACGUGGACAUGGUCGUGGACGUGGACGUGGAGAUGGUCGUGGACGUGGACGUGGACGUGGAGGACUUGGACGUGGACGUGGACGUGGAGGACUUGGACGUGGACGUGGACUUGGACGUGGACGUGGACGUGGACGUGGACAUGGACGUGGACGUGGACGUGGACGUGGACAUGGACGUGGACGUGGACAUGGACGUGGACGUGGACGUGGACAUGGACGUGGACGUGGACGUGGACAUGGUGGUGGACGUGGACGUGGACGUGGACCUGGACUUGGACGUGGACGUGGACGAGGACGUGGACAUGGACGUGGACGUUGACGUGGACGUGGACGUGGACCUGGACGUGGACGUGGACGUGGACGUGGACAUGGACGUGGACGUGGACGUGGACGUGGACGUGGACGUGAACGUAGACGUGGACGUGGACGUGGACGUGGACGUGGACAUGGACUUGGACGUGGACGUGGACGUGGACGUGGACAUGGACGUGGACAUGGACGUGGACGUGGACGUGGACAUGGACGUGGACGUGGACGUGGACAUGGACAUGGACGUGGACAUGGACGUGGACGUGGACAUGGACAUGGACGUGGACAUGGACGUGGACGUGGACGUGGACGUGGACAUGGACGUAGACAUGGACAUGGACGUGGACAUGGACGUGGACGUGGACAUGGAUAUGGACGUGGACAUGGACGUGGACGUGGACAUGGACGUGGACGUGGACGUGGACGUGGACGUGGACGUAGACGUGGACGUGGACGUGGACAUGGUCGUGGACGUGGACGUGGACGUGGACGUAGACGUGGACGUGGACGUGGAGAUGGUCGUGGACGUGGACGUGGACGUGGAGGACUUGGACGUGGACGUCGACGUGGAGGACUUGGACGUGGACGUGGACUUGGACGUGGACGUGGACGUGGACAUGGACGUGGACGUGGACGUGGACGUGGACAUGGACGUGGACGUGGACAUGGACGUGGACGUGGACGUGGACGUGGACGUGGACGUGGACGUGGACCUGGACAUGGUGGUGGACGUGGACGUGGACGUGGACCUGGACCUGGACGUGGACGUGGACGUGGACGUGGACAUGGACGUGGACGUCGACGUGGACGUGGACGUGGACCUGGACGUGGACGUGGACGUGGACGUGGACGUGGACAUGGACGUGGACGUGGACGUAAACGUAGACGUGGACGUGGACGUGGACGUGGACGUGGACAUGGACUUGGACGUGGACGUGGACGUGGACGUGGACAUGGACGUGGACAUGGACGUGGACAUGGACGUGGACAUGGACGUGGACGUGGACGUGGACAUGGACAUGGACGUGGACAUGGACGUGGACGUGGACAUGGACAUGGACGUGGACAUGGACGUGGACGUGGACGUGGACGUGGACAUGGACGUGGACAUGGACAUGGACGUGGACAUGGACGUGGACGUGGACAUGGACAUGGACGUGGACAUGGACGUGGACGUGGACAUGGACGUGGACGUGGACGUGGACAUGGACGUGGACGUAGACGUGGACGUGGAGAUGGUCGUGGACGUGGACGUGGACGUGGAGGACUUGGACGUGGACGUGGACGUGGAGGACUUGGACGUGGACGUGGACUUGGACGUGGACGUGGACGUGGACGUGGACAUGGACGUGGACGUGGACGUGGACGUGGACAUGGACGUGGACGUGGACAUGGACGUGGACGUGGACGUGGACAUGGACGUGGACGUGGACGUGGACAUGGUGGUGGACGUGGACGUGGACGUGGACCUGGACUUGGACGUGGACGUGGACGAGGACGUGGACAUGGACGUGGACGUUGACGUGGACGUGGACGUGGACCUGGACGUGGACGUGGACGUGGACGUGGACAUGGACGUGGACGUGGACGUGGACGUGGACGUGGACGUGAACGUAGACGUGGACGUGGACGUGGACGUGGACGUGGACAUGGACUUGGACGUGGACGUGGACGUGGACGUGGACAUGGACGUGGACAUGGACGUGGACGUGGACGUGGACAUGGACGUGGACGUGGACGUGGACAUGGACAUGGACGUGGACAUGGACGUGGACGUGGACAUGGACAUGGACGUGGACAUGGACGUGGACGUGGACGUGGACGUGGACAUGGACGUAGACAUGGACAUGGACGUGGACAUGGACGUGGACGUGGACAUGGACAUGGACGUGGACAUGGACGUGGACGUGGACAUGGACGUGGACGUGGACGUGGACGUGGACGUAGACGUGGACGUGGACGUGGACAUGGUCGUGGACGUGGACGUGGACGUGGACGUAGACGUGGACGUGGACGUGGAGAUGGUCGUGGACGUGGACGUGGACGUGGAGGACUUGGACGUGGACGUCGACGUGGAGGACUUGGACGUGGACGUGGACUUGGACGUGGACGUGGACGUGGACGUGGACAUGGACGUGGACGUGGACGUGGACAUGGACGUGGACGUGGACAUGGACGUGGACGUGGACGUGGACGUGGACGUGGACGUGGACGUGGACCUGGACAUGGUGGUGGACGUGGACGUGGACCUGGACCUGGACGUGGACGUGGACGUGGACGUGGACAUGGACGUGGACGUCGACGUGGACGUGGACGUGGACCUGGACGUGGACGUGGACGUGGACGUGGACGUGGACAUGGACGUGGACGUGGACGUAAACGUAGACGUGGACGUGGACGUGGACGUGGACGUGGACAUGGACUUGGACGUGGACGUGGACGUGGACGUGGACAUGGACGUGGACAUGGACGUGGACGUGGACGUGGACAUGGACGUGGACGUGGACGUGGACAUGGACAUGGACGUGGACAUGGACGUGGACGUGGACAUGGACAUGGACGUGGACAUGGACGUGGACGUGGACGUGGACGUGGACAUGGACGUGGACAUGGACAUGGACGUGGACAUGGACGUGGACGUGGACAUGGACAUGGACGUGGACAUGGACGUGGACGUGGACAUGGACGUGGACGUGGACGUGGACAUGGACGUGGACGUAGACGUGGACGUGGACGUGGACAUGGUCGUGGACGUGGACGUGGACCUGGACGUGGACGUGGACGUGGACGUGGACAUGGACGUGGACGUCGACGUGGACGUGGACGUGGACCUGAACAUGGACGUGGACGUGGACGUGGAUGUGAACGUGGACGUGGACGUCGACAUGGACGUGGACGUGGACGUGGACGUGAACGUGGACGUGGACGUGGACGUCGACGUCGACGUGGACGUGGACCUGGACGUGGACGUGGACGUGGACGUGGACGUGGACGUGGACAUGGACGUGGACUUGGACUUGGACGUGGACGUGGAUGUGGACGUGGUCGUGGACAUUGACGUGGACGUGGACGUGGACGUGGACAUGGACGUGGACGUGGACAUGGUCGUGGACGUGGAUGUGGACGUGGACAUUGUCGUGGACGAGGACGUGGAGGACUUGGACGUGGACAUGGACGUGGACGUGGACAUGGACGUGGACUUGGACAUGGACGUGGAUGUGGACGUGGACGUGGACAUGGACGUGGACGUGGAGGACUUGGACAUGGACAUGGACAUGGACAUGGACGUGGACAUGGACGUGGACAUGGACGUGGACGUGGACGUGGACGUGGACAUGGACGUGGACAUGGACGUGGACCUGGACGUGGACCUGGACGUGGACGUGGACAUGGACGUGGACGUGGACGUGGACGUGGACGUGGACAUGGACGUGGACGUGGACAUGGACGUGGACUUGGACUUGGACGUGGACGUGGAUGUGGACGUGGUCGUGGACAUUGACGUGGACGUAGACGUGGACGUCGACAUGGACGUGGACGUGGACAUGGUCGUGGACGUGGAUGUGGACGUGGACAUGGUCGUGGACGAGGACGUGGAGGACUUGGACGUGGACAUGGACGUGGACGUGGACAUGGACGUGGACUUGGACAUGGACGUGGAUGUGGACGUGGACGUGGACAUGGACGUGGACGUGGAGGACUUGGACAUGGACAUGGACAUGGACAUGGACGUGGACAUGGACGUGGACAUGGACGUGGACGUGGACGUGGACGUGGACGUGGACAUGGACGUGGACAUGGACGUGGACGUGGACGUGGACCUGGACGUGGACGUGGACAUGGACGUGGACGUGGACGUGGACAUGGACGUGGCAUGGACGUGGACGUGGACGUGGACGUGA